UGGUAAAACAAAUUGAACUUACGUGUUUUAUUGGUUGGACUCUGUACUGUAACCUUUACUAAGUUGAACAUUGAAAAAAAAAUAGUAUUUUCACUCAUUAAUGUCUUUACUGCCAAACUGCGAAGGCUUACUUAAGAGAACAACCUGCAGUAGGUGACUGAAAAGUAGUGCAUCAUGGAGGAACAAAACUUUAAACAACAGUUUCAGGAAAUGGCCCAAAAUUUACCAAAGGGCAUCUUCCAUAGGCUUCCUCUCAAGAAACUACAGGGUGUGCCAGUCAUGAACAUAAUUGCAGACCAUUUUGAGAACAUUGCUACCUUUCAAGCCAGGCCAGAUGACCUUCUAGUAGCAACUUAUCCCAAGGCAGGUACGACCUGGGUGCAGGAAAUAGUGGACAUGAUCGACAAAGAAGGAGAUGCAGAAAAGUGCCAGCGGGCACCUACCUUUGUCCGAUUCCCAUUCAUCGAUAUCUGGCCACCACCUCCACUUAUACCAGGUGUGGUAGAUGCUGAAAAGAUGCCUUCCCCUCGAAUACUAAAGACACACUUUCCAUUUCAUCUUGUGCCCAAGUCUUUCUGGGAACAGAAUUGCAAGGUAAUCUACGUUGCCAGAAAUGCAAAAGACAAUGCUGUCUCAUACUAUCACUUUGACGUAAUGAACCAGACUCAACCAGAACCAGGAACCUGGGAGGAGUACCUAAUAAAAUUCAUGGAAGGAAACGUGGGUUGGGGGUCCUGGUAUGAUCAUGUCAAAAGAUAUUGGGAGAAGAAGGACCAACAUCGAAUCCUGUAUUUGUUUUAUGAAGAUAUGAAAGAGAACCCUGAGCAAGAGAUUCGAAAGGUGAUGGAAUUCAUGGAAAAGGACCUGCCAGAUCAUGUCAUCAGUAAGAUUGUUCAGCAGACUUCAUUCUCUGCGAUGAAAGAAAAUCCCAUGGCUAACUACACCACUGUGCCCAAAGUUUUCCUUGAUCACAGUCUUUCAUCAUUCAUGAGAAAAGGUGAGGUUGGUGACUGGAAAAAUCACUUCACUGUGGCUCAGAAUGAAGUUUUUGAGGAAGACUACAAGAAGAAGAUGGCAGGAACAUCACUGAGAUUCCGUACAGAAAUCUGACAUUUAUAACGGAGUCAAGGAUGAAAGGGGAGACAAGAAUAGCAUAAUGAAACAUGUCAUUGUCUCUUAGUAGUCCAAACGUCAGACUGUGGUUUAUUAAUCUUAAGUAAAUCAUAAUGUAACAAAAACAGGGAUACAGUU
Messenger RNA from Protopterus annectens (West African lungfish), 1251 nucleotides. RefSeq names its product sulfotransferase family cytosolic 1B member 1-like. Gene Ontology annotation, biological process: sulfation. Gene Ontology annotation, molecular function: sulfotransferase activity. Bases 175 to 1110 code for a protein of 311 amino acids. The transcript has 8 exons. Lineage: Eukaryota; Metazoa; Chordata; Ceratodontiformes; Protopteridae. Gene Ontology annotation, cellular component: cytoplasm. The record is from RefSeq and is a predicted model, not a curated record.